AUGCAGAGGCGCUCGUCCGACAAUUCGGACGGGACCGACCAUUCCUUGAAGACUCGUCCGCCUCUGCGCCUGUCCACCGAUCAUGGUCAUGGAGCUUCAACAAACACCGCGAACUCAGACACCGACCAAGCCUCGCAGUCGCAAAUAGCUUCUACGCCUGUCACUCUCACCAAUCCCGAUCAUCGUUUCAAUAAUAAUAGCAAUUCCGUCGUUUCCCCUCGAUCCCGGAACUCGAGUGCCGUCCGAACCUCCUUCUCUUCUCUCGCCUCAGCUUCGCAUGCCUCCCCGUCGCCGACGCCCUCCCCCAAGCCAACGGCCGCGAUGAUGCCCUUGGCGUCCCGGCAGCUCUCUUUUGAGAGUUCCGCGGACACCUCUCAGCGCAUGCGACACCAUCGGCUACGCAGUCCGUGGUCGAUAUCUAUCCUGGCUCUAUCCACUGCACUGGCUGGUGUCUUCUUCCUCCUGUACAUCGCACAUUCCUUUGUGAACCGGCCUGUUGGUGCCGAUGGCUGUCAGGUGCCCAUGAUGAGUCCGACUUAUUUGCGAAUGGUCGGAUUUGAUGCUGAGCAUACGAGGUUUGCAAGCAAGUACAAUCUGUAUCUCUACCGCGAAGAGGGUGUCGACCAUUACUCGCAGGAAAAUAUCGGGCUGAGCGGUGCACCUGUUCUCUUCCUCCCCGGAAACGCCGGUAGUUACAAACAAGUCCGCUCACUGGCCGCUGAAGCCUCGCGACACUUUCACGACGUGAUUUCGUAUGAUAAGGAUCGUCUAGACGCAGGAAUCCGCAACUUGGAUUUCUUUAUGGUCGACUUCAAUGAAGAUAUGGCGGCCUUUCACGGUCAGACUAUUUUGGAUCAAGCGGAAUACGUCAACGAGGCUCUUGCGUAUAUUCUCUCUCUAUACCACGACCCCAAUCGCUCGCAUCGCGAUCCCAGUCUACCGGACCCGAGUUCCGUCAUCUUAAUCGGACAUUCAAUGGGUGGCAUCGUGGCGCGCACGGUCUUGACCAUGGCUAAUUACCAAGCGAACUCCGUCAACACCAUCAUCACCAUGUCAGCUCCCCACGCCAAGUCACCCGUAUCCUUUGAUUCCGACAUUGUCCAUACCUACAAGCAAAUCAACGACUAUUGGCGAGGCGCAUAUUCACAGGAAUGGGCGAACAACAACCCUCUCUGGCAUGUGACCCUCAUAUCAAUUGCAGGAGGUGCGAAGGACACUGUUGUGCCGUCUGAUUAUGCCAGUCUCGCUUCUCUUGUUCCCGAGACUCAUGGAUUCACCGUAUUCACAUCUGGCAUUCCGGAUGUCUGGGUGGGAACCGACCAUUUGUCUAUCACUUGGUGUGAUCAAUUCCGAAAAGUCGUGAUUAAAUCACUCUAUGACGUGGUAGAUGUCCAUCGAACAAGUCAGACUAAGCCUCGGGCGGAGCGAAUGCGCAUUUUCAAGAAAUGGUUCUUGACUGGGAUGGAGCCUACCGCAGAGCGCGCGCUUGCACAACAGGAACCCAAUUACCUUCUUACUUUGGAGUCCAGCACCAACAAAAUCCUACCUCAAGGUGAACGUCUUGUUCUACGCGAGUUAGGAAAUCACCAAGAUUCGGUAGUGCAUCUAAUGCCUGUACCUCCGCAAGGUGUUCCGGGGAAGAAGUUCACUCUCCUUACAGACCAGCCUUUUGACGAGCCAGAUGGAAAGCUGGAGGUUCUAUUUUGUACGGUUUUUCCCAUGCAAGCCGGACGCGGAGCCGCUCUCUUCUCGAUGAGGAUGGAUCUCUCGCGCGGUGGGUCAGGCUCCACACGUUUGGCAUGUAAGAAUGCGGCCCCGGAUAGGAUACAUCUCCCCGCAUCUACGUCUUCCUCACAAAAGGCAUUCAGCGAUGGCCAACCUUUUUCGUACCUGCAAUACGAAUUGGAGGAACUGUCCGAGCACCAGUUUGUCGCCGUGGUAGAUAAAGCCCAGACUCGCACGAACGGGUGGGUGGUUGCGGAGUUUUCUGAUAGCUCCGAUGCACUUAUUCCGACUCGUGUUGGGCUCGGAAGGCUGCUGAGUGCUGGACUUCAUGUGAAGCUACCCGCCAAUAGGCCGAUGCUUACAGAAGUUAGAAUCCCAUCGUUACAUUCCAGUCUACUUGCAUACAAGCUUUCGGUGCACAGCGCAGGCUGUUCUGACUCAUCUCCACUUUUCACUCCUCUUUUGCGCCAGUCAAUGCCGGAGCCCCAUGAAUCCAAGUUCUUUGUCAACGUCCACGACGUCGAUGUGAACCUUCAUGGUGUCGCGCCAUAUAUGCCUCCACCGCUACGCGAAGAAGCAGCUUACGGGGUUUCUUUCCACCUAUGGUCUGACCCGACUUGCGCAUCGAGCGUUGAACUAUCAUUAAAAGUCAGCAUUCCCCACAGCUUUGGAGAGCUGGUGAUGCGCUACAGAACUGUUUUUGCAGCGUUUCCGCUGUUGGUUGUUGCCCUUGUUUUACGCAAACAGUUUAAAAUUUAUGAUGAAACGGGCUACUUCAUCACAUUCAUGGAAAGCCUGAACCUUUGUCUACGCUCAUCGCUUCCUAUAGUUAUAGGCAUUCUGUCACUGUUGGCAUCAUCUCUUGCCUCCAGCCGACGACUACCUUCGAACGAUGACCCUUUUCAUUGGCGCCGGAACUCGACAGAGACAGCUGUUGAUUUCACCAAGUAUGAUCUCCUUCUUGGAGCACAGGAUGCGUUUUUCUGGUUCCUUGUGCCUUUGUUUGGGCUAGUUAGCAUUGGCGCAUGUGUUCUGAUCAACUAUGCGUCAUUGUUGAUUUUGAGUUUGUUGUCGUCCCUAUAUGGGAUGCUGAGGACAAAGACUGGCUACAUUCGACGUGAAGACCGGAAUGGGCCGAUAUUCUCUCAUCCAAGUCCGCGCCGACGGAUUAUCAAUGCUACCAUACUGCUAGUACUUGUGGCAACAGUCAUACCAUACCAAUUCGCCUACAUGGUUGCAUGCAUGGUGCAAAUAGCGACGUGUGUACGCGCACUGUGGCAUGUGCGAGAGACGCGACUGGCCAAAAGCGCGAGUUUCUUCAACUAUGCUCACUCGAUAUUCACACUCAUGCUCUGGGUUCUCCCAAUCAACAUUCUUGUCCUUGUGGUCUGGGUACACAACCUGGCUGUACAUUGGUUGACACCAUUUUCCUCCCACCACAACGUCCUAUCCAUCAUGCCAUUCCUCAUCCUCGUCGAGACCAUGACCAGCGGACUCAUGAUUCCGCGAAUCUUCUCACGAGCCAAACAUAUAACAUACAUCCUCCUCUUCUGCCUCGCCGGCUACUCAGCUCUCUACGGCGUCUCAUACGCGUACCUCCUUCACCACGUGGCCAACAUAUUCUCAGCAUGGCUUGUAAUUAUAUACCUCGCAUCGGGCGGCUUUUCAGUACAACGUUUCAUUCGAAUCCUAGAAACAGACGAUUAUCAUCUUAAUAGCAACACAAUGAGCGGUGGCGGUAAUAGCGGGUUAUCAGAGAAGGAUACGGGCAAACAUCAUAUUAAGAAGAAGCCCUGA
This is a messenger RNA of Talaromyces amestolkiae, 3522 nucleotides long. RefSeq lists its product as uncharacterized. The record is from RefSeq and is a predicted model, not a curated record. Lineage: Eukaryota; Fungi; Ascomycota; Eurotiomycetes; Eurotiales; Trichocomaceae. The transcript has 6 exons. Gene Ontology annotation, molecular function: phosphatidylinositol deacylase activity. Gene Ontology annotation, biological process: GPI anchor metabolic process; endoplasmic reticulum to Golgi vesicle-mediated transport. Gene Ontology annotation, cellular component: endoplasmic reticulum. Bases 1 to 3522 code for a protein of 1173 amino acids.